Mycotypha africana is the source of this 1344-nucleotide messenger RNA. Its product is annotated as mitochondrial carrier domain-containing protein. The record is from RefSeq and is a predicted model, not a curated record. NCBI's taxonomy places the organism in Eukaryota, Fungi, Mucoromycota, Mucoromycetes, Mucorales, Mycotyphaceae. Gene Ontology annotation, biological process: iron import into the mitochondrion. Bases 86 to 1240 code for a protein of 384 amino acids. The transcript is spliced from 2 exons. Gene Ontology annotation, cellular component: mitochondrial membrane. Gene Ontology annotation, molecular function: ferrous iron transmembrane transporter activity.
UUUUUUUUUUGGGAGGGGUCUGAUUAGACUCUUUUUUUUUCGGUUUUAUUUUUGUUCACUUGUCAGUUCAUUGGAAGAGAAAACGAUGCAUCAUCCUGAAGAAGAAGAAGAUUAUGACUAUGAAUCGCUGGGAAACGACACGACCAUGUUACAGAAUGCGUUUGCGGGUGCAUUAGCUGGUAUUGCUGAACAUUGUGCCAUGUACCCCGUUGACAGUAUCAAGACUCGUAUGCAAGUGAUUUCAUCUACAGCUACAGCGACGCAUCCAGCAAAGAGAGUGUCAACAGCGUUCGAAAAUGCACCAGCACCCUGCAGUACGAGAGCUGGGACAACAGCCACGGCCACAGCGAGCAGCAUGGGACGAGCUACUUACUUGAGGCAUUUAUGGAAAGGAGUCAAUUCUGUUGUUUUGGGGGCAGGACCAGCACAUGCGUUACAUUUCGCUACUUAUGAGUUUUGUAAAGAGCAGUUCGUAAAGAGCCCGUCUUUCUUCCGUCAGCAUGAGAGGAACCCUCAUGACACGAAGCAUCAUCCGUUGGCGUUUGCAGCAGCAGGUGCUUGUGCCACUUUAGCCCACGAUUCGUUGAUGAAUCCAUUUGAUGUCGUCAAACAGCGUAUGCAACUUCAGGGAUCCACUUAUACAACGAUUUUUGAUUGUGCGAGGAAAGUCUAUGCGAGAGAAGGGUUUAUUGCGUUUUACAUCUCUUUACCUACCACUUUGGUGAUGUCUAUCCCAUUCCAGUCGAUACAAUUUGCCACCUAUGAGUUUUUUCGAAAAACAUUGCUCCAUUAUCGUGCUUCUACCACCACCACCACUGCCCAUGGCGAUGAGGAUCACGAGCCACGCAGCAGCACAACACAGAGUCAUCGUAGUACCGGUGGGGGUCGUGCCGUAAAUAGCCAUUAUGACCCCCAAUCACAUAUUCUUGCGGGUGCAUUAGCAGGUGCGGUGGCCUCUUCGGUGACGACGCCACUGGAUGUGGUGAAAACAUUAUUACAAACGAGAGGGACCAGUACCGAUCCGGUGGUACGUAACGCCAAUGGAUUUGUAGAUGGGGCAAAGAUUAUUUUCAGUCGCUAUGGCCUCAGGGGCUUCUUUAGAGGAUACAAACCACGUGUGUUGACACAUAUGCCAAGUGCAGCUAUCAGUUGGAGUGUCUAUGAAUAUAUCAAAUGGAUGAUCAAUACCCAAAAUAACCAACACUUACACCAGAAAGACGAGAAUUUUGUAUCUCUGUAAACAUGAGGGCUUUUAUUUGUCUCCAAAAAAAAAAAAAAGAAAAUAAUGGGCCAAUCGCCUCUCUUUGAUUUACUUGUAUUAUAACACCCCUCUCUCUAUUUACU